AUGAAACGAAAGACAACACAACAGAAACAGCAGCAACCGCAGCAGCAGCAACAACAAGUUCAGACAACGAAGAAGACAAAGAACACUUCAGCAUCAUCAGCCCCAACUCAAACAUCCAAGAAACAACAACAACCCAAACAGACCAAAGAUAACGACAAGAACAAGAGGCCAAAGAAGAAGAAGAGAAUGUCACAAUCAGACAAUGCAUCAGAAGAUGGAUCAAGCUACGAGACCUACGACAGCAAUGAAGAAGAUGUCUACGAGGGUGAGGUCGAUGAGGAUGGAGAACGUCAUGGACAUGGAUCAUUGUAUACUUUGGAUGGAUUUAUAAUGGAGGGCGAAUGGGUACAUGGUACACUCAAUGGAAAGGGAUCGCUCAUUUAUGAGGAUGUGUUGAUUGAGGGACAGUAUGUGGACGGCGAGUUGAGCGGACAUUGCAGCGAAUUCACUUUGGAGCACGUGUUGACAUUCGAGGGCGAGUACGUCAGUGGCGAACGCAAUGGCAAGGGAGUACUUCAUAACAUUGAUGGCAGCAGAAUAGAAGGUGUAUGGACCGAUAGCAUAUUGAGUGGCGAGUGUACCUUCUACUAUCCAGACGAGAGAUUCACGAUCAAAGGUACAUGGGAGGAUGGCGAGUUUGUCAAGGGCACUGCCGGAACCACAAUUAGCGAGUUCCCAAUCAAUAUCGACACCAACGUUGUCCGUGAUGAGGGUACCAGCUCGACAAUAUCGACCAAUCCAACGCUGCCUGACUUGUUUGAGGAGUACUACCUCUAUGUCAAGGAGUCAAAUAUUCCAAACUCUGGUGAAGGACUAUUCGCAAAGGUUGAUAUCCCUGCAGAUAGACUAGUAUCUUAUUACAAUGGAAUGAGAAUAGAUCCCAAAAUUGCAGAUGAUAGGGAUUGGGAGUUUAACAGGAAUACAAUGUAUUUGGACAAAGAGACUUAUAUUGACAUUCCACCCGAGUGGUCCACAUCAGACAAGUACUGCGCAUCACUUGGACACAAGGCCAACCACGAUCUCAACAACAACACAGUAUACCGAUCAUGUUACCACCCACGCUUUGGUGACAUCAAGUGUGUCCGAUCCAUUCGGGCCAUCGCCAAAGAUGAGGAGAUACUUGUAAACUACGACUACGAGGAGAAGGACAAGCCGCAAUGGUACAAAGACCUCGAGAGCUCGCGUCCAGAGGGUCAGCCAGCACAGCGUAACUAG
Molecule: messenger RNA, 1215 nt
Organism: Acytostelium subglobosum LB1
Lineage: Eukaryota; Evosea; Eumycetozoa; Acytosteliales; Acytosteliaceae
Exons: 4
Coding region: 1-1215 (404 amino acids)
Biological process (GO): regulation of DNA-templated transcription
Cellular component (GO): chromosome
Molecular function (GO): histone H3K4 monomethyltransferase activity; protein binding
Source: RefSeq, a predicted model, not a curated record